CUGACCCUGCUUGAGUUAAAGGAGCAACAACCAGAAAGGGAUGAACACCUGAGGCCCCUCUCUCUCCAUCAUGGGCAGUCAGUGUUGUAAGGCUAAUCAAGAUAAAGAACCUGAGGAAAAAAAGGAAUUGAAGAAGGCUAAUCAAAACAAAGAGCCUAAGGGAAGAAAGGAAUUGAAGAAGGGUGUCCAAUUUAGAGAAACCAUAAUCAAAUAUGAUGCCAAAAAAUCAAAAAAGGGAGCAAUGAAAAAGGUGGCACCUGCUGACAUGGUACAGGCAAGCACAAAGAUCCAGGCCUGGUGGCGGGGCACGCUCCUGCGAAGAACACUGCUACACGCCACCCUCAGAGCGUGGGUCAUUCAGUGCUGGUGGAGGCAGACACGAGCCAGGCAACUGGAGAAGAAGAAGUGGGAAGCGCUGGAGCUCUACAAGCGGCAAAUCUGGGCAGCUGUGAGGCUACAGUCCUGGGUCCGCAUGUGGCUCACCCGCCAGCGAUACCACGCUAUGCUCAAUGCGGUCCGCAGCAUCCAGAACUGUUGGCAUGGUCAUAUUUGCCAAUUCCAUGACAUUUUCCAGGGCAGCUAUGAGCUCACAGGAAGCCACCUACAACUUCAGCUCGAUAUCUUCCUGGGAUCUCAGGUUUGUCGCAUUACAGACUGCAUCCCCUUUCCAAUAAAGAACUAACCAGGUCU
Messenger RNA from Fukomys damarensis (Damara mole-rat), 690 nucleotides. RefSeq names its product IQ domain-containing protein F5-like. The transcript has 5 exons. The coding region runs from base 71 to 682 and encodes 203 amino acids. The record is from RefSeq and is a predicted model, not a curated record. NCBI's taxonomy places the organism in Eukaryota, Metazoa, Chordata, Mammalia, Rodentia, Bathyergidae. Gene Ontology annotation, molecular function: calmodulin binding.